GGCCGGGCGGCCGGGCCGGGGCGGGCGGGCGGGCGGCGGGCAGCAUGAGUCAGCCGGCGCGGAGGCUGCCCAGCCUGCUGGUGGACCCGGCGCAGGAGACGGUGCGCCGCCGCUGCCGGGACCCCAUCAACGUGGACAGCCUGCUGCCAUCAAAAAUAAGGAUUAAUUUAGAAGACAGUGUGCAAUAUGUGUCCAUGAGAAAAGCGCUAACAGUGAAGAGACCUCGUUUUGAUGUUUCACUGGUUUAUUUAACUCGAAAAUUUAUGGAUCUUGUCAGAUCUGCUCCUGGGGGCAUUCUUGACCUAAACAAGGUUGCAACGAAACUGGGUGUGCGGAAACGAAGAGUGUACGACAUCACCAAUGUCUUAGAUGGAAUUGACCUGGUUAAAAAAAAAUCGAAGAACCACAUUCGAUGGAUAGGGUCUGACUUUAACAACUUUGGAGCCAUGCCCCAACAAAAGAAGCUGCAGGAGGAGCUUUCCAACCUGUCCGCCAUGGAAGAUGCUUUGGACGAGUUAAUCAAGGACUGUGCCCAGCAGCUGUUAGAGCUAACCAACGACAAGGAAAAUGAGAGGCUGGCCUAUGUCACCUAUCAGGACAUUCACAGCAUCCGGGCCUUCCACGAACAGAUCGUCAUUGCAGUGAAGGCGCCCGAGGAAACCAGGCUGGAUGUGCCAGCUCCCAGAGAGGACUCGAUCACGGUACACAUCCGGAGCACGAAGGGGCCCAUUGACGUGUACCUGUGUGAGGUGGAGCAGGCCCACGUGAAGGGCAAGGCCGCCGACGGAGUCGGGACCUCUUCGUCUAAGGACACACAUCUGAAAGAUUCUGGGAAAGAAGAAAAUCAAUAAAGUGAAGGAAGAGUCGCCUGAAGCGAGCAGUGAUGGCCUUUGAGAACUGGACCGUGGUUCUCUGGAGCCUCCCCCGCGGAUGAAUUACGCAUCGACGUGAUUCUCAGAGCAAUAAGUCACCCACAAAGUGCACUCCUUCGCCGUCAGCAGCAGGCAGCGCCGAGGGCAGGAGUGGCUCUGCGUGGCUCCCUUCCUAGAUUUCUGAAGAAUUAUGGCUUCUGCAUCGGAAAGCAGCUCUGAUUAUUCACUGCUUGUUGCCAGUGAACUAGACGCCUGGCCUCCUCCAAAGACUGGGUCACGGACACAUGUGGAGGCCAGGCACAGACAGCGCCGCGUGGACGCUGUCCUUCCCCAAAGGGUGAUGUGCUACAUCACAAAGGAAAUUGCCUUACCCUGGCUCCCGUGUGCAGUGCAGUGUCGCCCGCGCGUCUCAGGGCGAUGCCUUUGUAGAUAUCUGUAUCAUGUUUAGGUCACUGAUGAAAUAUGUCUGAGUGGCGCUUUUUACCCCUGUACAGCUCAAAUAAUGUGUGUAUGAAAAGUGACAGACAAGUGCUCUAGUGUCCUUGCUAUCUCUAACUUAUUAGAACCCUCAGGACGAGGGUGACAGGAGAGCUUUCCCGCGCUUCUCCCCGGGGAAGUGCGCUGGUACCUCUAAGUUCAUGGAUUCAUCCAAGUUUUUCAAUGUGGCUCCCGGGGCCGAAGUGGAGGUCAGAUCCUUCUUGAUUUCCAGCUGCCUGCAAGUCACUUUGUCCCAGUAGUGUGGCGGCCUGUCCCCAACACUUUUAGGGCCAGGAGAGAAAUGUCCCAAGGGAACAGAUUAAUCCACUGAAUUUCAGUCAUGGUGCAAUUGGGCACUACAUGAAGCUUUUUGCCCACAGAUUUCAGAAGGUUUCUGUGUGCAGCCUCGGUCCUCCAUCAGAGGGGUCCUCUUCCUAUGAAUUGCCUCCUGCCCUCUGUCUAGUUCUAGUCCCAAUUUUCCAAGCACCUAGCUCUUUCUACCUCAGUGGGUCAGUCAUUUACCACUCUGUGCCUCAGUUUACUCAGUAGUUUACCAUUAGACUGUGAGCUCCUUGAGAGACUUGUUUGCAAUCAUUGUUAUAUCAGCACCUGGCUCCGUGCUUGGCCCGGGAACAGUGCUCAAUAAAUGUUUGACAAAUCA
Molecule: messenger RNA, 2010 nt
Organism: Perognathus longimembris pacificus (Pacific pocket mouse)
Lineage: Eukaryota; Metazoa; Chordata; Mammalia; Rodentia; Heteromyidae
Gene: E2f6
Product: E2F transcription factor 6
Exons: 7
Coding region: 45-851 (268 amino acids)
Biological process (GO): regulation of transcription by RNA polymerase II
Cellular component (GO): RNA polymerase II transcription regulator complex
Molecular function (GO): RNA polymerase II cis-regulatory region sequence-specific DNA binding; protein dimerization activity; DNA-binding transcription factor activity, RNA polymerase II-specific
Source: RefSeq, a predicted model, not a curated record